GGUACAUGUCACGCACUGGCACUUUUACUUUAUAUAUAUAUAUAUAUAUAUUAUCAUCUAAUCGCUGCGCCUGCGCACUACGGUCAAAAUAUACUCCUUGGACAUCGUCUGUCCUUUCAUUCUGGGACAAGCUUCUCUUAUAGGCAGCAUAGGGCGAUUAGCAAUAUAGUAGUAUUAUAUAUGUGUGCACGAGAAGGUGCGCGAUAGUGAAAAAGUGGUUGGCGCUUACGUGACCGAGCAACAUGGCAGCCGUCAUAGCCGUCACGACCGUUUGCGUGUAACACGGCUAGACACGGUGGUGUGAGUGCUUUCGCGAUCGGGAAACGCGAACUAUGGAUUCCGGGGAUUGCUGAAGACAACGGACAACGGACGUGUGACGGAUAAUGAAGCGGUCGCGCGUUGUGCGUUUCACCUCACUGUGAUCUUCGUCGGCGUGAGGAUUAACGGGUGCGUGUUCAGGUCUGCGUGCAUUACGUUUAAAUUAUACGUCGCAAGGGUUGACAGGUGGUGGUAGGUAGUGGUGAUGGUGCAUGCGUGUCAUCGCUGUCGUUUCGCGUACUGAUAUUGAAACGGUAGCAUUCGCACCAUGUUCACCACCCUGAAGAACAAAAUACGCGAGGAGAUCGGUAGCGACGUGUCCACCGUCGUCAGAAACGCCGGCAGCAUACGUGCCAUUAAUUCCAAACAUGUGUCUCAGACAGGCUCUACAAGUAGUAUUAGUGGUUCCCAAGUAUCACUGGAUGGAUUGAGGGAAGAAAAUGCUGCAUCUCCCUCACCACCAGUUUCAUUAAGAAGAGAGAAUAGUUUUGAACUUAAGCUCAAUGAUGGAAUGCAAUUGUCUGCAAAAGAUAUUAAGAGAUUUGAGAGCAGAGAGGAUGAAUGGAGAAAACGUUUGGCAAAAAAGGAGGCUGAGAUGUUAAAGCGGGUGGAGAAAAAGGAAGAAGAAUGGAAAGUCAGGUUUUUUGAAAAAGAGAAGGAAUGGAAGAAAAUUGUGGAGAGACAGGAGAAGGAAAAACGGAAAUUAGAGGAAGAGAUAAGAAAGAUAGAAAUUACAAAGCAGUCCUUAGAGCAUGCUCUCAAAGAUGCAGAAGAGUAUAAAAAGAAGUUGUACAGUUUUCAAGAGGAUGCCGAACAGCUGGAAGGUUUUCAAACACAGGAGAUGGCUAAAAUUAAACAUCUUUUACUGUCAAAAGAGCAGGAAGCAGAGGAAAAAUCGCAUCAUUUGAAAGCUGCUACAUCAGAAAUAGAGAGCUUGAAGACCGAGGUUUCCCGUCUCCGACGAUACGAGGAUGAGUUGAACAAUGUGCAAGACGAGAUGGAAACAAUGCGUCACUCCACUCAGCGAGAAAGGGCACAGCUCUCCUGCCAACUGGCGCAGACGGAGGAGGAGGUUCGCCACUUGAAGGACAAGGUGUUCGUGUUGGAACAAAGAAUCGCCCUGGAAACGAACGAUCAGGUGACGGUCGACGAAAGGAUAGCCGAUCUAAUGCGCGAGCGAACGUUGCUGGAGAGAAAAUUGGAGGAGGCGCACCUACACUUGUCCGACAUAAAGACUAGCUGGUCUGGCAAGAUCUCCAGUUUGGAGACGCAGGUCGGCAGGCUGAGCAGGCAAGCUGGCGAAGAGGGACUGGAGCGCAGGCGAGUCGAGCAGGAGAAGGAGAAGCUGAAACAGAGAAUCAAGCAACUAGAGGCCGAGAUUGAGGUGAACAAUGUUGUCAUAGCGACGAAAGACGCCAAGCUUUUGCGCAUGACAGAGGACAUCGACGAGAUGGCCACGGAACUGAAAGAGCUCCGUGCCAGCGUCGAUGACGAGGUGGAAGAGUUUAAGCGGCAAAUUGAAUUCUCUUCAAAGCAGAUCAAUCAGCUGAAAACAAACCUCGAGGACACCACGAGUGAACUCACUACAGCCACCAACGAGUUAUCGAGUCUUCGAUCGACUUUGGAAGAGGAGCGGUCGAACAAUUCCUCUUUGCGUGUAGAAUUGGCCCGUCUACGGCAGGUCCUCGAAUCGGAAAGAGCGAUGACGACGGAACUGCGCGUUUUUCUCGAGAAGGAGAGAGGCGAGAAGGAUGCCGCGUUGCUGAGGAAUGCUCAGGUAUCACAGGACAUGGAAAUCGUGAAGCAGGAGAAUCGACAGCAGGAGAUCGAGAACACGGAACUGCAGAGUAGAGUCGAGCAUCUGGAAGAGGAUCUGGUCGGUAAGACAAAGGAGACAGAGCAAGCGGCAAUUGCGUUGAAGGAGCUUGAGCGACGACUAGUGGAGCUGGAAGAGGUAGAACGUAGCAGGGAGAAGCUGGAAAGUAACGAAAGGAUAUUGAAGAGCAGCUUAUUAGACUUGGAAGAACAAUUGAGCGAAAAGAAUAAAACAAUCAAAGUUUUGCAGCAACGGUUGACCGACAUGAAAAAGACACUCCAACGUGAGCUGAGAAUUCCGACCUCGUCAUUGGACAGCGACGUCGAGGCUUCCGCGGCGAUUCUCAAUCCGAGUUCAUCUAAAACCGUCACUGCCAGACAUAACAAUUCUAGAGAGGAUGACGUUAAUUUUAAAUAUCUCAAGCAUGUUCUCAUCAAGUUCCUCACCAGCAGAGAGUACGAGGCUCUCCAUUUGACGAGGGCGGUGGCGACGUUGUUGCACUUCUCGCCGGAGGAAGAGCGUCUACUGCAGGAAACACUAGAGUGGAAAAUGUCAUGGUUUGGCACGAGGCCUAACUUAGGAUUUGGACAAACCGCCAAGGCAAUACCGCCCAGCUGAUAAUUGCAAAAUGCUCUGUACUCGGCGGCAAGCGUCAGAGCGAGCAUGAACUUUUGUCUGAGGUUCAUUUGGUUCAUGUACAGCAGAGGCAGCCACGACUGAUUCCAAAGGGCAUAAGAAAAAAAAAGAAAAUAAGAAACACUAUUAGAAGAAUUAUAUAAUGUUAUAAAUGGACUUUUUGAACUUUAACGCGCGUUUUAGCAUUCGCGCUAGCACGAUCUAACAAAUUACAACAUGCUCAAAGCUACUUAAUCGCGGCGAAAGGUAGCUUUGUGAGACAUCGUGCGACACAUCUUUUUCAAGCGUAUCAGACCAUACGACGAAAUUACCGAUUUGUUGUAUCACGUAUGUACGUAACUGCGUAGAUGUUGAAGCACAAUUUCGAAGCGCUUAAACAAAGCACUUGCGCGUGAUGGUAUUGUGAUACCCGACGUUUUUUUUGUGGCACGCUUAGACCGUGUGGUAUACGUUUUAAUACGCAAACGUCGUAAUUUGUAACGCGCUGUGUCUUUGUCGAAUGAAAUGUUUCACGUGCAAUAUCGAGCACAACACAACGAUGAUAUAAGCUUGGUCGUUGGUUACCCGCGUUACCUUUACAAUCGACGGGCAGACCUUUGUGCGAUAGACAAAUUUAAUACACAGCCAUAUGUUUGUAUCAAUAAAAGCAUUCCUGGCGAUUAACAGAUUCAGCUGUUUUUUUCGUGUGUUCUCACGCAUGAAUAUUUUUUGUUAUUUAUAUUUAAUUUCGACGAGUUAUGUUUUUGUACGAGACAAGAUCAAAGUACUUGCAAGUAGUAAUUUAAUUUCUGUAAUUUAAUAGAAAUAUUUAAGUCUAUAAUUUUAAGAUGCGCAUUCCACAUCAUGUAGUAAUAAUAAUAAUUCAUUAUGGAAAGCGAUUAAAUAGAUAUAAAGAAUAGGAAAUUAUCAGGACGAUGUUCCAGUCAGUUUUAACUGUCGACUAACUCUUUUCAGUUUACCCGCUAAACUUGUAUUUAAGCAUUAAAUAGCCAAUCUUAUCAUUCAAGAAACAUAAAAAUUGUCAUAAAAUAUAUCGAUGCAAACAGAUGCGAAAAAUUCAGCACAAUUGCAUACGCGCAUACACACAAAUAUAAAUAAAUGAGAUAUAAACAAAUAUAAACAAAUAUAAAUAAAAGAAUACUUCCUUCUAAUUAUUUUUUUCGAGUUUUCAAGAGCGCUUUUAUAUAGCUUUUGCAUUAAACUUUCUUUUGAAUAAA
This is a messenger RNA of Odontomachus brunneus, 3987 nucleotides long. RefSeq names its product golgin subfamily A member 1. The record is from RefSeq and is a predicted model, not a curated record. Bases 587 to 2752 code for a protein of 721 amino acids. Lineage: Eukaryota; Metazoa; Arthropoda; Insecta; Hymenoptera; Formicidae. Gene Ontology annotation, cellular component: Golgi apparatus. The transcript is spliced from 8 exons.